AUGGAUGUGAAGGGCAAAAUUGUUGAGUGUGAGGAUGUGGACAAAUAUGAAUACGUGCCCCCCGAAGGGGGAUGGGGGUACAUGGUCUGCGUCGGGCUGUCUGUCAUCUUUAUUGCCGGCACAGCACACCAGCCAGUAUUCGGCUUUAUAUACAACGACUUUUUGGAUGAACUAGGAGUGGGCACAGCGGCAGUCACAGUCGUAUUUGGAGUAUUUCAAGUCACAUUAGCUGUAGCAGGAUUCUCAGCAAACAUAGCUUUAAAGAAACUAUCUUUAAGACAAGUCGGUUUAAUAGGAGCCUGUAUUUAUACCCUAGCGUCAUUCUUAGCCAUAUUUGCAGUAUCUACGACACAGCUGAUUUUAACAAAUGGCCUUCUACAUGGCUUGGGAAUGGGCCUCCUCAUACCUGUCUCCUACACAAGUUUCAACAGUUAUUUUACAAAGAAAAAAGUACUCUAUCUUAGUUUAUGUAAGGCUUCAAUUGGAAUGAUAACGAUGUUCUACCCGUUGUUUAUCAAGUUUACGAUGACGGAGUAUGGGUUUAGAGGCACUCUUGCUAUUCUUUGUGGAAUAUCAGCGCAUAGUAUAUUUGGAGCGUUAGUGAUGCAUCCAGUUAAGUGGCACUUGGUGAAGCAACCAAAACCCUGCGAGAAAAUCGUUUUAAUACCACCGACACCCGCCAAAGAAGACAACAAAGAUAAUAAGUUCGAUUUCACGAAGACCUUACCGCGAAUCGAUUCAUCAGAAAAUGCGAGAUCUGUCGAGAAUUUGUAUCGAAUCAAUCGAUUGGAAAAUCCCCAGAAAGGAGCAGAAUUACUAUUUGUGUCGAAAUUAAGCGAUUCCAGACGAUUAAGCAUACCAGUUGUCUUGAUCCCAGCUGAUGGAAGAAUCGAUAGUAGUUUCGAUACGAGUGACCAUGUGUAUCGAGAGAAUUUGUUCAAAGCUGCGUCUGUAUCGAGUUUGGGUAACUUCGGGAAUAUUGCUGCGGAACCCAUGCCAAUAAUAAAGAACAAAGAAGGAAAAUGGCAAACAAUAUCGGAAUUCCUCGACUUAUCUCUCCUGAAAGACUUGGUCUACGUUAAUAUUAUAUUUGGGCUGGCAUUAACCUUCUUUUCCGACCUCACAUUCUUUACUCUAGAGCCACUAUUUUUGGACAAAAAACAUCUAAGCAAGCCUGAAAUAGCAACAAUAAUAGCAGUCGGGGGAGCGACAGACAUGUCGGCGCGUCUGUUCCUGGGCGUGGCUGGACAAUUCUUCAGGAUGAACAGCAGAUACAUGUUCUUCUGUGGCGCCUUAUUUACAGCCAUCUUCAGAUUUGUUUUCAUCCACUUUACAACUUACGUACCACUUCUGAUCCUGACUGGUGUGCUUGGUUCCUUGAGAUCUCUAGUCCAUAUUGCCCAGCCAAUAGUGUUAGCGGAAUAUGUGCCUAUUGAGAGGUAUCCACCGGCUUACGGACUUUAUAUGCUGUUGGCAGGAGCCAUCAGUUUAAGCGUUGGACCUAUGAUCGGCUUUGUACGAGACUACACAGGCAGUUAUGCCAUAGCUUUCAACAUGUUAACAGUCUGCAAUCUGCUUUGCGUGCUACCGUGGGCAGUUGAAGGUGUAAUCAAAUACAGGAAGAAUAGAAACACAGCCAAUAAUCCACCAAAGACAUAA
Spodoptera exigua (beet armyworm) is the source of this 1659-nucleotide messenger RNA. NCBI's taxonomy places the organism in Eukaryota, Metazoa, Arthropoda, Insecta, Lepidoptera, Noctuidae. The record is from the annotation of a GenBank genome assembly.